UCCAAUGCAUCUACCGUAAAGGCUACAGUAAGGGGGCACUCCAAAUGUGGGGUCUGCCGGUGCGACCGCGGAGAACCGAGUGACGGGUGGAUCGACCGCAGUCAGCAUGUAGUCGGUCACCAGCGCGCCGACGGUAGAUCUCCAUCCAUGUCCUCUGCCCAUCACCCUGAACGACGACUCUCAUCCUCCGGUCCGGUCGCCACACGAACCUCCCGUCCCUCCAUCCCUCCCUGCACCAUGUUGCAGAUCGGAGACGAGCUGAUGUAUUUCUCUGCGGCGUUGGUGCUGCUGGUGUUGGGCACGAGGAGCGCCACGGGGGCCUCUCUCCUCACCGCGUUCCUCUACAUCUUCAUGGUGAUGUUCCGCUUCCCCCCGGUGCCCGCGGAGCAGGCCGGCCGCGUCCUCCGGCCCAGGGCUCCUGCGGGCGGCGCCCCGGUGGUGGCGCACCGCGGCGGGAGUCACGACGCCCCGGAGAACACCUUGGCAGCGAUCCGCGAGAUUACAGACUUGCAGAUGACACGAUUGCCAUCCUGUACAUUUCUCUUGCCGGUGCACAUCUUUCUGAAGGCCAGCAGGAACGGUGCGACCGGAGUGGAGCUGGACCUGAGUUUCACGGCCGACGGCGUGCCGGUACUCAUGCACGACGAGACGGUUGACCGCACCACCAACGGUUCUGGACCCAUUGGCAAACUGCAAAUUGUCCAACUGAGGAGAUUAGAUGCCGCUGCUCAUCACAGGCUGAAAGAGAAGUUCCGUGGAGAGAAGGUCCCGACUCUGCGGGAGGCCGUGGAGGAAUGCAUGAGACACCAGCUGACCAUCUUCUUCGAUGUCAAAGGUCAACCUGAUAAGGCUGCAUCAGUGCUUCAUGAGAUGUACAAGAAGUUCCCUGUCCUCUACAAUUCUAGCAUCGUUUCCUCCUUUGAACCCAAAGUCAUCUACAAGAUGCGUCAGACCGACCCCAACGUUGUCACGGCCCUGACCCACCGGCCCUGGAGACUGAGCCGCUUCGGCGAUGGCACCCCUCGGACCCUGUCGACGUGGGCUCAGCUCUGGACAGGGUUUCUCGACGUCUUGCUGGACUGGGCUCACCACCACCUGCUGUGGAAACUUUGUGGAGUCUCUGCCAUCCUCGUGCAGAAAGACUUUGUCUCACUGGACUAUGUCCGGUACUGGGCGGAGCGAGGUGUGGAGGUGGUCGGUUGGACUGUUAACACCGCCGCGGAGAAAAGCUACUACCAGAACCUGCUGAAGAUCGGCUACAUCACUGACAGUCUGCUGGAAGACUGUGAUCCCCAUUAUUACUGAAACACACAUGCACACACACACACACGCACACACGCACACACGCACACACACACACACACACACACACACACAUACACACACACAGCUCAACACAUACAGGAGCGAUAAAGAAAAAAUUGAAUGUCUCACAGCUUCACUAUGAACAAAGUAGAACUCGGAAAGUCAGUGAUGACAAAGACAAGUAACUCUCUUUAGUGUCUUUUUAAAGAACAUUGAAAAUAGAUACCUGUAGAAUAAGAUUAAUAUAAGGAGCAAUUUGGUGCUAACAAGCUCUGUAGUGGGAAUGGACCAAGCCAAGCUUGAUGAGAAUGCAUGAUUUACUUUAGAGGAAUAGAGGUAAGGAUACAUCAUAUUACCUGUAGCUGGCAUACAGGUGGUUUCCCUUUAAAUCUGCAGGCACAUUAAACUGUCCGUAUCCUACUACCAGCAGCAACACGUCCAGCUCUCCUGGGCCAGGGAUUAGGAUUAAACUACCUUUAGGAUCUUUUCUACCUUCUGUGCUGAUCUUUGUUGACACCAUCAUAGACUGUAACUAGACGUAGGACAUGAUUGCGUCACGCCCGCUCUCUUGAUAUACUUUUUUCAAUCAUGAACUCCGGAGGGUCGAUUGUGAAUAUUCAACAACUUGACGUGGCGACUGUGCAAUUGUUCAGAAACUUGCCCGCUGUCAUGACGUGCUAAAUUAACGUACGUUGCACAAAUACACGAGAAAACGUGGCUGGAGAAGGAAAACUUGCUUUAUGAUCUGGCUUUAGGCAGGAAUUUAAAAAAAAAAAAACAGCGACGUCUUGAAUCUAAUUUCUAGAAUCACACAACGUUUAUUCGUUUAACAUUUUAGACAUAAUGUGUGCAAAAUGAAUCACUUCACAUAAUGAUCGAAAUAAUUCUCCACAUUACUUGGAACAGACUUUGAAGGGAGAAAUACUGUUUCACUUCAUUUGAUCUUAAUUCAGCUUCACUGUUUUGCCUGAACACGCUUGCAUUUUAAGAAACUGACCAUGAAGAAUCUCAUAAUUUGCCUUAAAAAAAAGCAUCAUUUGUCUGUAACCGGAAUCAAAAGUGAUUCAGAGAAUGUGGCAUUGUUGUCCUCGGUGGUGGCUGUAUUUUAUUUUUUAAGUAUUUUUAUUCGUGUUUGUAGGCGAAAGGCUUCAACAACCUCAUCUUGGUCACAACUUGUUUCUCAAAUGAACAGUUCUCUCGCACUUCCUUCUCGUACUGUACAUCGCCUGUGGUUAAGAGAUUAAUUGUCACAGUGUCACUCAUCGAAACAUUUCAUCUUUAAUGCUUUGGCUCAAAAUUAAUCUUUAGAAUUUUAAAGCCAGUUUGAAAAAACUGAUAUAAGUUCAUAAUGUACUUUUAAGUGUAAAAUCCUUAAUUAAUAAUGAUGAUAAUAAAAAGGGUUCUGUUGAUACUGA
Messenger RNA from Scophthalmus maximus (turbot), 2720 nucleotides. Its product is annotated as glycerophosphodiester phosphodiesterase 1. Gene Ontology annotation, biological process: lipid metabolic process. The coding region runs from base 148 to 1305 and encodes 385 amino acids. The transcript is spliced from 7 exons. The record is from RefSeq and is a predicted model, not a curated record. Lineage: Eukaryota; Metazoa; Chordata; Actinopteri; Pleuronectiformes; Scophthalmidae. Gene Ontology annotation, molecular function: phosphoric diester hydrolase activity.